UUUUGGACUGCAGACAAGAUGGCCGCGGACUGCCAGCCGUGUUAAUUCUCACACACUUGUUAUUUCUGAUGAUAUAAGCUAAUAUUUGAAAGUUCCGGGCAGAGAUGGGUUUAUCACAGAGUUCAGAAGUAUCCGAGGGAGGGACGUAUGGAUACCACGUCCACGGCGUGCAGCCAAGUUCCCCUGCAGAAAAGGCCGGACUGCAGCCCUUCUUCGACUUCAUUCUAUCUUUGGACAACAACAGACUGAAUGAUGAAAAUGACCUGCUGAAGGAGCUUCUGAAAGCCAACGUGGAGAGAGCCGUGAAGAUGGAGGUUUACAGCACAAAAACCAUGAGGGUUCGUGAGCUGGAGGUGUUGCCCAGUAACAUGUGGGGAGGACAGGGCCUGCUGGGGGCCAGUGUUCGCUUCUGCAGCUACCAAGGAGCCAAUGAGAACGUCUGGCACGUUCUGGAUGUGGAAGCCAGUUCACCUGCUGCACUGGCUGGACUUCAGCCACACAGUGACUACAUCGUUGGAGCAGAUCAAGUGUUGCAAGAUUCAGAAGACUUCUUCUCGCUGAUCGAGGCCCAUGAAGGGAAGCCCCUGAAGCUGCUGGUGUACAACACACAGACAGAUGUCUGCAGGGAGGUGGUGGUCACACCAAACGGAGCGUGGGGCGGAGAGGGCAGUUUGGGUUGCGGCAUUGGUUAUGGCUACUUGCACCGAAUCCCAGCAGCAAAUCCUGACACACCGACGGAAAUGCCUCCGACCCCUGUUCCUGAGGAGGAACCCCCCCUAAAGCUGCCUACCCAUGGAUUCAUGGAGGCGCCUUUGAUGGCACCUUCAAGCCAAAGUGAAGAUCUGUUAGACCUGGAGCAAGUCACCCUCCAGGAAGGUCCUCUACCUCCACCCCUCCAGAGAGUCAUGGACCCUGGUUUCUCAGACUCUGACGUGGUUGUGGUGAACCCUGACGUUGCAGACUUGGUGGACAGACUGGAACUGUCCAUGUCAUCCAUCGACAUGACCAACACCGCACUGGCUAUGCACGAGGAGAAGGACGGAGACAUCUCUGGUGUUGAGGAGCUGGAAGACAGUUUGCUGCUUUCAUCAUCAGCAGACAACCAGACUGACCCACGAGAGCUGAGCUCCCAGGCAGCCAUGGACCUCACUUCUGCUCUGGCUUCAGAUGACACUUUGUCAGAUUCAGGCAUCCCACCGGCUGAAACAUCUCCCCUGGAGUCCACAGACCUACCCGCCUCUCUCUGCGAGUCUAGCAACAGCCCAAGUCCACCUUUGGGUGCACUGUCUCUCCCCGUGGAGUCCCCCGAGCCUCCUGUUGAGUCCCCCGAGCCUCCUGUUGAGUCCCCUGUUCCAGUUGAAGACCCCCCCUGCCCAUCUCCUGUCGAUCUCCUCCAAUCCUCUGCUGUUAAUGAGUCAACAGCGGAUGAUUUCCCCGCUCAGGCCAUCGACGAUGAAACAGGGCGAGCGGAGGAGUCAGCAGAGCCUCUAGAUGUGGCUCCUGCUCACCACUGCAGCCACGAGAGUGAUGAGGAGGAUCCGGAAAAGCCGCCUCUUGAGUAAGCGUGCAUCAGGCCACACACAAAGUGAAGCUGACAAUCACUGGGGCUUUUUAAAGAAACACUAUAUAGGAAAUACAGGACAGACCGAGGGAAAGGCUGAAUAAUUUUAUACUGAUAUCUUAAAUCAGGUUAGUUACACUACAGAAACCAGCUAAAGCAUUAGCAUAGAAGUAUAGAAACACUUAGAGGCACUGUAGGAACAUCCUAUUUGUUUUAUAUGUGAGAAUCUAAAGUUACUGCUCAUUUGUACGCCAAGGUUAUAAUGUGAUCAACAUGAUCCCUUGCUUGGUGCAAAAUUAAGAGUAUACGGGUGACAAAACUUUGCCUCGGGUACACAAAUGUCAUGAAUACUUGAACACUUCCAAAGAUAAACACAUACAUUUACUACAGCAAAGCACAGCUGCACCUUCAUAUCAAAUAACACUCAAUGUUCCUGAAGCUACCAGACUGUUGGCAGGUCAGAUGAGACAUUACAAUGUUGUGGUGCAUUUAUACAUCUGUUAUCCAUGUGUUUCAAAGAAGCUAAUAACGAUUUAAAACUGGCUCACUAAAUUAUAGGAGGGGAACUUUUACUGUAGUUCAUGGCCUCUGUAUUGGAUUUUAAUGUGUUUUUGAUGUGGUAUGAGAUAAAUUUUGUCCACUUGUACUGUGAAACCAGUCAGUGCAAGUUUUUACACCAGAUUUGAUGGUCAGUAUGUUUUAACACUGUAUUUUAUUUGAUUUAUUCGGCCAUGCAGUCUGUGAUCUGUUUGAAAACAGUUUUUACUGCUUGUAUCGUGUCCCCAUUACGAAAGCUUUGAAAUGCAAUAUUUUUUCCCCUCACGAUUAUUCUUUCACAGAUGAAAAACUGUUUUUUUAAUGAUUGUGAGGGAAAACACUACUUGUCUUUCAGGGCUUCCAUGCUACAUGUCUCCUUCAACGCUAUUCUUACUUUGUAAUUUUUGUGAUCUAUGCAACAGUAGACAAGUACUGCCUGUGACUUGACAGAUAAAGUGUAAAUCCUUUCAUAUAUAGAGUAUGUAAGAAGUAACAGUGAUGCUGCUGUUGAGUAUGUUUUGUGUUUUUCUAGGGGGCUUCUCAAUGUUUUUCACAGUCAAGUAGGUGCUAGUGUGUAAAAUAAGGAAAAGUAUUUUUGCAAAUAUUUUAUCAAUUAAUUGUAUGUUUUAUUAGGAAUGAGUGCAGAGUCUUUUGAUGAAUGUGAAAUGGGUGAAUCUUGGAUGGUUAAACAAUCAUAUCACUUGGCUUAAAAAAAGAAAUUGUCCCUUGUUUUUCUUAUUUCACGCUCAUCAGCUGAACACAUUACAACUCAAGAAACAUCCAUUUAAAAUUCCCAUAAUCUGUCAUUGUUAAACCAUUCCAAUUUAUUUCUUCGAAUGCCUAAAAUAUACAUAUUUCACAAAUUAUUACAAGGGAUAUUAAAGUGUUUACGGCCUAAUUAUGGUACCCAUCACGUUUUUGGCCAAUUAGAGCUCACUCGAUGCAUCCCCACUAUGGCGUUAAAACACACUCAACAUGGCAAAAGUAACUGCAGAAAAUUUACAAUGAAAAGAUCUGUUGUUCUGCCUGGUGACACACACCAAGAGAGAAUGAGACUGUUUAUUUCUCUGCUGAAUUUUCCCACAGUGGUUGAAUAUUUAUAUAUUCUCUUGGAUGAGAUUCCCCUUCAAGUUAUAUUCAUGUUUCAUUGAACUCCUAUAGAAUCUAAAUGAAAUAUACAUUAGGAACAGCCCUCACUGUCAUCAAAGUCCCUGCUCAUGGCCCAAGCACAGAGCGAGUAAGCAUGAGUUACUGUUAAAGACUGCUCCCGACUGCUAAGAUGACUUGGGCGACUACUAACAUUCGUAAGAGUAAACUGACAUUUCUGGGUUGUAGUGAAUACAACUUUUAACAUCCCAGUCAAAUUACUUUCAUGAUCAUGAAUGUGCUUUAGCAAUUUUGAAAAAAUGACAGUUGGUUUUAAGUAAACUGUACAACAACACAAUAAAACUGCUGCAAAACCAAAA
This is a messenger RNA of Morone saxatilis (striped sea-bass), 3564 nucleotides long. It is a transcript of the gene gorasp1a, whose product is annotated as golgi reassembly stacking protein 1a. The transcript is spliced from 9 exons. The record is from RefSeq and is a predicted model, not a curated record. Gene Ontology annotation, biological process: Golgi organization. Lineage: Eukaryota; Metazoa; Chordata; Actinopteri; Moronidae. Gene Ontology annotation, molecular function: protein binding. The coding region runs from base 105 to 1562 and encodes 485 amino acids. Gene Ontology annotation, cellular component: Golgi apparatus.